AUGUAUGUCGAUACGAAGAAGAGCUACGAACAGAUUGUGCAAGCCAACAUCACCAAUCCUCAACUCUCCUCAUUACAUCUCAAGCUCAGAAUUCAGAAGGAUCGAUUGGUGGCAUGGGGUUUAGAAUGGGCCGACUCGAAAGCGGAUCAAACCGGCGACAUUGAUGGAUCUCUGGAUCGGGCAGGCAUAAGCGACCUGGUCGCCAGUAUCAUGUCAUCUAUCAGAGAACUGCUCGAUGAAGCAGAGCGAAUUCAACCACGUUCACGGCCACAGCUUCCUGGAGGGUACCCUGUCGACAAGGCAGGCAUGCUAUUCAGUCCUACUAAUCAGUGGACAUCUAUUGACUUGGCGCGCCUCGAAGACAUUGUCAAAGAUAUCACGACCUCUAUUGACACGCUAUGUGAUCUAUCGAGAUCACAAGAGAUUCUUCGCCAAGGCUCUACUAGUCAGAAUGAAAAGCGCUCCACUGGCCAAAGCGAAAAGCAAUCUCCAAAUGCGGUCUUCAACCCCGGAAAGUCGGGGGUAGCCCAGGCUCAAAUCUCCUUAGAGAACGCUACGACGGCUGGCAAGGAGUCCAUACCAUCCACAUGGUCGCAAAUCGCCGUCUCGACACGAAUUGAUCCCAGCAGAUUGCGCUUCCCAGAGGUGAGACAGACGACCGAAUCGUCGCCGCCAUCGUACGAAAAUAUUGCAAACAAAUCCGAUGAUCGAGUGUUUGCCUGCUUACUCGAUGUGCUGCCGUCUACCGCGCCACGAAACCAGUCCGAAGGCAAACCGGUAUUGCUCGAUUAUGGCUUUGUUCGGGACGCAGACCCUGCCACUGGUCGUUUACCAUCACUGCGGCGUUACGAAGAACUUUGCAGAGCUCUUGACCAAAAUUCAGAUGAAUCCCGAUGCCGGUACACGGGAACAAUGAGACUUCUCGGUUGGUUUGUGGACCCUCAUCGGCCAAGGUAUGCCUUCGUCUAUGAAGUACCUAGACCAGCUUCUCUGAGUAUCUCGUCUCUCGAUCAGCAUCACUCGCCGCAGAGUCUAUUAUCGUUCCUUCAACAUGCCGCCAACACUGUUAGCAACAAUAUGCCUUGCUUGGAGGACAGGUUCCGUCUUGCAUUCCGGCUUGCGUUGAAUUUGCUUCACAUCCAUGCUAAAGGCAUAUCCCACCGGAAUAUCAAUAGCAGCAAUGUUGUAUUCGUGGAUGAGAAUCGGCCUGCAGAUACCAGCGCUAUGCCGUGGAAGGAUGGUGCUAUCCGACAUCCAUUUCUCACUUCUUUCGACACCUCCGCAGAGGAUACACAUGCUGCGCAUCAAGAAAGCUUCAUUUCGAGCAUCUACCGUCAUCCGAUGGCUGAGAGUGGUAAAAGGACUGCAUACAAGCCUGCUUACGACAUCUACAGUCUGGGAUUGAUUCUGUUGGAGGUAGGAUUGUGGAUGCCAAUCCAUCAACUUUGGAAGACCAAAUACUCACACCAGAUUUUCAAAGCAAGGCUACAGACCGUGUAUUCAAAGAAGCUCGCCGGCAAAUGUGGGAAUAGGUACAUGCGUGUAGUGGAGUACUGCCUGAGUGCUGCCGACGCCAGGCACACGAAUCAAUCCACCGUAAAUCAGCAGUCCAGCGAAAGACAGCAGCCAAAAUUGCAGACGGACUUUUAUUGGAAUGCCCUCAAACCUCUAGAACGAUGCUGCAUGAUCGAUGACGACGAUCAACCCAUCAUACUGCCCGCCCCGUUUACCUCUGAUAGGCCUGAGCCCCUGCCAGUGGCUAGUGAGGAGGUCUCGGCACCUGUCCCUUGGCAAGCGCUCAAAGUUGAUUCCCCUACUCAACCGGGACACAAAUUCGACCUGCUAGUCUGGUCGCACAACAUACCUCAGCCAGCCCGCGCGUAUUUCGAUACGGUCAUGAUGCCGAGGUUGGGUCGCAUGCUUGCAAAGGCGAUCAACAGGUGGGAAUCCUACGAAAUCGACGUAUUUAUGGCUGGCAAAACCCCCGAGACGGCCAAACCAACAGUCUUGAUGGUCUGCAACAGCAUCUUAAGGGCUUGGAAGAUCUUGGAGUACGUCAACCAGGACAAGGGAAUAUUCGACAUUCAAGUCGCUUCUGGCCAAAUUACUUGGUCGAAAAAGAAGAAACGGCGACAAAAGAAGGCUGUUGCCACAGAAGUGAGCCAAACAACGGGUCGACAACCCUCACGAUACCAAGAAAAACCGACAUGUGGAGCAUCAAUUGGUUGUUUUGUUGAUGAGCAGCACUCGGAAGCAGUCACAUUUGGGGGUAUAGUCCUGGUAAAUGGUGAGGCCCAUGGGAUGAGCGUACACCAUAUGCUCCAAGAAGAUCAGGAGCCUGACCUUAGCUUGGACGGGUUGGAGAGCUUGUUGCCCGACGAAAUGGCUAUCCUCGACAUUUCGGAAGACAAACUGCAUGACCUUGAGUGUCUUCGAGCCCUCGAUUCGGACGACUCUCAAAUGGUUGAGGAUAUCAAUAUGGGUGAUUUGCCUGGUACCCGGCCUGGCGAGGGUGAGCAUGUCAUCGUCACACAGCCAGCUCUGGACGAUGUUGACGAGAAUUUCUUUCCGGACGAAGACGAAAUGAGUGAUGAUCACCUUGUGAGCCAUGGCUUAGGCAACAUCCAUGCAUCCUCAGGGUUGAGACGUUUGACCUAUGGAUCUGUUGCGCAUGAGGUCGAUUGGGCGCUGUUUAAAAUCCACAAAGAGCGAAGAGCGUCAACAAACACAGUAGAAGGAGGGGCCAAACAUUGUCAAGCUCAUGGUUCAUACCCCUCUCAAGUGCUCAGUGCCGAAACACUUGGAAGCCUACGGGUCCAUGCAUAUGGUUCAACGAGCGGGCUUGCCACCGGAACAGUACUACCAACGAUGCAACAAACCAAGAUGCCGGGAAGGGUCUACCCGUCUCCGGUAUGGCGAGUCAAGGGCGACUUCGGAGUGGGGGGUGAUUCGGGUGCCUGGGUGAUUGAUAACGCAACUGGUGGGGUAUGCGGCCAUGUUACUGCCUACUCAGAGUUUGGCCAAUACGCUACAAUUGCACCAAUGGAGGUAAUGCUCCAUGAUAUGGAGCAAACACUGGGGGUGAGCGUAGCUCUACCGCCGACACAUCACGGGGCUACAGCCGCUGCACUCAUGUCGUUCAAACAUCAAAUCGUCACGAACGAACCACAAUUGACCGAAAUUAAGGGAAAGCAUCCCAUCGACCGUGACCAUUACCGGCGCCAAAGCAUCGAUUCCAACUACAUAUCAGGUAGCGAGCCCGAAGACGAUGGUGCAAAAGGAACAAAUGCCCCCUUAAGCCCCCCACUUGCGACUUCACCACCAGCAUCAUCGCACGACCAAAUGGCGGAUCUCAGCCUUGACGAAGUUGCAAAGAAAUGGAACAGGGAGCAAGGGAAGAGGAACAGCCGGGGUGGCAGCCCCAUUAAAGGCAAAGGAUUCGCGGAGCCAGUGCAGAUGAAAGGAGGAGGCGUUCAGGCAAGGGGCUGA
Molecule: messenger RNA, 3489 nt
Organism: Letharia columbiana
Lineage: Eukaryota; Fungi; Ascomycota; Lecanoromycetes; Lecanorales; Parmeliaceae
Exons: 1
Coding region: 1-3489 (1162 amino acids)
Biological process (GO): protein phosphorylation
Molecular function (GO): protein kinase activity; ATP binding
Source: RefSeq, a predicted model, not a curated record